GUGCCGCCAUUGCCGCCCUGUUUGAGUCCUAUGUGGCUGCAGGAAGGCAGGUAGUGGCUUGGCCUGGGUCGCUGUCCCUUCUGCUGACUGUAGGCCCUAUAGGAAGAACACUGCUCGCGUCUGAAUCAGGAAAUGCGUUGCUGGCUGUGAAAAAAACAUGAGAUGAGGUCAAUCAUUUAGUUGUAAAAACAAACAAAAACGUGGGCUUGAACAGAAGGGAUGAGAGGAUUUAUAUCUGUUUCCAUCCCAUUGUUAUGAUUAUUCGAACCAGUGACCUUUGAGGAUGUGGCUGUGAACUUCACCUUAGGAGAGUGGGCUUUGUUGGAUUCUUAUCAAAAGGAGCUCUACAGAGAUGUGAUGAAGGAAACCUUUAGCAACCUGAUCUCCAUAGGGAAAACUGAGGAAGACAGUACUGAAGAUUACCAAAAUAUUAGGAGAAAUCUGAGCACUCUCGUGGUUGAAGGAUUCUAUGAAUUUGAACGUGGUAUUCAGUAUAAAGAAACGCACCAACAGAUUCAAGAGCAUAUUGUUAAUAAGUACAUGCCUCCUGGAAUAGUAGUAUAUGAAAACAGUGCAAGUAAAAAUGAUGUUAUUGGUCUUUCACAGUCAGAAGUGCACCUCGGAGUUCUAACUGUAGAGAAACCAUAUAAGUAUCAGAAAUGGGUAGAAAAUCCUAUUAAGCAUAAGAAACGUUGGAAAGAUUUUGCAUAUUCUGACUCUUUUCUUACCUAUGAGAAUCCUUCCAAAGAGAAACCAUAUGGAAAUAAACAAUCUAAUGACCCCUGCAGGAGUCUCACUUCUGAUCAAGAUUAUGAGACAACACAUACUGAAGAUAACCUCCAUGAAUACAAGCAACUUGAAACAGCUCUCAUGACAUGUAGCUAUGGUCAGUCAUAUGAAAGAAUCCAAACUGGAGAAAAACCAUUUGUGUGUAAGCAGUGUGGAGAAGCCUUUGUUAAUUCCAGUCACCUUAUCAAACAUUAUAAAAUUCAUACCAGAGAGAAGACAUUUGCAUGUAAAUAUUGUGGGAAAGCUUUCAUUCAUCCAAGAGCUUGUUAUAACCAUGAACGAACUCAUACUGGAGACAGACCUUAUGUAUGUAAACAAUGUGGGAAAGCAUGUAUUCAUUCUUACCACCUUCUCCAACAUGAAAGAAGUCACACCCGAGAAAAACUUUAUGCAUGUAAGCAGUGUGGGAAAGUAUUCGGACGUUCUUCGUACCUUCGCAAACAUGAAAGAAUUCACACUGGAGAGAAACCUUAUUUAUGUAAACAUUGUGGAAAAGCCUUCAGUGAUCCCACAACCCGUAACAAUCAUGAGAGAACUCACACUGGAGAGAAGCACUAUGUUUGUAAGCAGUGUGGGAAAGCCUUCAUUCGUUCCUCUCAGCUUCUGAUCCAUGAAAGAAUUCACACUGGAGAGAAACCUUACUCCUGCAAGCACUGUGGGAAAGCCUUCACCUAUUCCAGUGCCUGUUACAUUCAUGAGAGAAUUCACACUGGAGAGAAGCCCUAUGUUUGUAAGCAGUGUGGAAAAGCAUUUACAUGUUCCACAUACCUUCACAAACAUGAAAGAAUUCACACUGGAGAGAAACCUUAUUCAUGUAAGCAAUGUGGGAAAGCCUUCAUCCAACAUAGGGCUUGUUACAAUCAUGAAAGAAUUCACACUGGAGAAAAGCCCUAUGUGUGUGUGCAAUGUGGGCAUGCAUUCACUUUUUCGAAAUCUCUUCAAAUACAUGAAAGAAACCACACUGGAGAGAAACCGUAUGUAUGUAAGCAAUGUGGGAAAGCCUUCACAUGUUCUACAUAUCUUCACCAACAUGAAAGAACUCACAGUGAAAAGAAAUCUAGUGGAUAGAACUUAUACCAAUGUGAAUCAUUUGACAGUCUUUAUAUCCAGCUUGCUGUUAUUGCAAGAUAAGAAGGAAGUAUGGAGAGAAACCAAGAGAAUAUGAGCAACUGUGUAAUUUUUACUUACAUUGCAAGUAUACGUAGGAUAUAAAACCUGUUGUACCAGGCUUGUUGGUGCAUGCCUUUUAUUCCCACACUAGGGUAAUGGAAGGUUAGAGAAUUACAACAACCUUAGGCUACCUGGAGGGUUUGAGCAAUGCUUGGGAGAUUUAAGAAGUAUCAUUUCUAACCAAAUGAAAUUGUCGUUGUACAAAAUAAAAGAAAAUUAUACAUUUUAAAUAAGAGUCAUUACAUUUUUUCAUGUAGUUCAAUAUUAUAUAAGUAAGAAAUGUGAAGAAGUGGGCAAUUUUUUUGUAAACUAUUACUGAAAACCUGAAAUACACUAAAAACUGUAAUAAAUGAUUUUAUUUUUUGUUCCAUUCUUAAGCGUAUACUUAAAAUAACUGAAAAACUUUUUAAGUAUGGUGUGACAAAUAAAAUAGCUUUGGCAUUAUUUCGCCUGCCUGUAUUCUUCAGUGGCUGGAAAACUGGGACAGGACAAGAACUCAAGUCCACAGUUGAAAACCCCAGGACACACGGUAAGGAGCAACAGUAGCUACUACAUAAAGAAACCACUUGAAUUUUGGUGAUAAAAGCCUGUUUGGUAAAUUAAUUGAAUUUCAAUUUAAUGGCUGCUGUUUUUUAAAACAGGUAGUGCAAUUUCUUUGUUAGAAGACUGUAUUAGAUUUGUUAAAUUCAAAUGUAUCUAUAAUCAUCCAGUAUAUUUAAUUUUUAGAUACAUUUUGAGUAAUCAUGUUUCCUGUAAAGUUCCGAAUGUAUACUUGUUGUUAGUAUUUUUCUGGCUGUUAUUUUAUGACAUGUUCUUUUUUCAUAAUAUUAUUUUAAAGUUUCUUUACAUUUAGGUGCAUACUUGAGAGUAACAUUCUUACAUAGAUUUUAUAUAUUUUGUAGUUUUAAUGUGUAUUUUCUUCCAAUAAGUUUUUGACAUUUUAUUAUUUAUUUUGUACAAGUAUGUUUGUAUGUGUGUGUGCCACAACACAGGUAUGGAGAACAUUCAAGAGUUGCUUCCCCACCAGGCUUCCUUAGCAAGCACCUUUACUCAUUGAGCCUUGUCGUCCAUCAGCCCCAAAUAGGAUUUUUGUCCUGUUGGGGUUUCUUUUUUUGGUUUUUGAGACACAGUCUCUCCAGGAACUCACUAUGGAGACCAUACUGGCCUUGAAUUGCAGAGAUCUGCCUGCCCAUCUGCCUCCCAAUUGCUGAAAGUAGAAAAGUGUGUGUGCCACUACACCUGGCUGAUCUUUAUACAUUCUUUUCCUUUUACAUUUUUGAGCUGUUUUCUAGUAAGUAUAUUAAAUAGUGUUAACUUUCCCAUUGACUCAGAAAGGACCUUCAGUUACCCUUUCAUAUUCAGCAUAGUUUAAAAUUGAAUUAUCUUUUUUAUGUUAAAACCCAUUGUCACAUUCAAGAGUUUGAAACUGAUGUGUAACAUGUAAUUUUUACCUUAUGUUUAUGUUGUUCAACUUUUAUUGCAAGUUUUUCAUUGUUCAUUAAGACAAGUAUACAUGCUGAUGUAAAUAGUUUCCUGGGCUGAGUGGUUGCACACGCCUUUAAUCCCAGCACUUGGGAGGCAAAGACAGGUGGAUUUCUGAGUUCCAGGCCAGCCUGGUCUACAGAGUGAGUUCCAAGACAGCAAGGGAUACACAGAAAAACCCUGUCUCGAAAAACCAAAAGAAAAAAAAAAAGUUUUCUGGUCAAAAAUAAGACAGUUUAUUCCAAUAAAAUGUGUGAGUCCUAGUAAUCUUUUCUAGUAAGAUUAAUGUUGGUGUUAUUCUUCAUUAAAUGCAAUUUUUUAAACCUG
Molecule: messenger RNA, 3768 nt
Organism: Mastomys coucha (southern multimammate mouse)
Lineage: Eukaryota; Metazoa; Chordata; Mammalia; Rodentia; Muridae
Product: zinc finger protein OZF-like
Exons: 5
Coding region: 358-1857 (499 amino acids)
Biological process (GO): regulation of DNA-templated transcription
Source: RefSeq, a predicted model, not a curated record